Messenger RNA from Beta vulgaris subsp. vulgaris (sugar beet), 1961 nucleotides. RefSeq names its product cytochrome P450 86A1-like. The record is from RefSeq and is a predicted model, not a curated record. Gene Ontology annotation, molecular function: monooxygenase activity; heme binding; oxidoreductase activity, acting on paired donors, with incorporation or reduction of molecular oxygen. The coding region runs from base 165 to 1748 and encodes 527 amino acids. NCBI's taxonomy places the organism in Eukaryota, Viridiplantae, Streptophyta, Magnoliopsida, Caryophyllales, Amaranthaceae. The transcript has a single exon.
UUUCUCUCACUCACCUCACAACAUCACAACAUCACUCUAACUCUCCUCUCUUUAAUCCCUUCUUUCAAACAAACACUAAAUCAACCAAAACCAUAACUCAAUAACACACUUAUUAGCACCAAAAACUCACAUAGUCACAUAUAUCACAAACCCUACAUAAAAACAUGGACUCCAUACAAAUUUUCCUAGGCAUGGCGGCCGUGAUCACGGCCUACAUGCUAUGGUUCUCUCACCUAUCUCGUCGUCUCAGUACAGGUCCAAACCUGUGGCCUGUGGUGGGGAGUCUGCCAUAUUUAUUCAAUAACCAACACCGAAUCCACGAUUGGAUCGCCGGAAACCUCCGGCGAACCGGUGGGACGGCUACAUACCAAACAUGCACGAUUGCCAUACCUUUCUUGGCAUUCAAGCAAGGGUUUUACACAGUUACGUGCCAUCCAAAAAAUAUAGAGCAUAUUUUACGUACACGUUUUGAUAAUUACCCUAAGGGCCCACAAUGGCAAGCUGCUUUUCAUGAUUUACUAGGUCAAGGAAUUUUUAACAGCGACGGUGAAACUUGGCUUUUACAACGUAAAACCGCAGCACUUGAGUUUACUACAAGAACCCUACGUCAAGCUAUGAACCGAUGGGUAAACCGGACUAUCCGAACCCGACUUUGGAAGAUUCUAGAAACCGCUGAAAAUGAAAAAAAACCGGUUGAUUUACAAGACUUGCUUCUUAGACUAACUUUUGAUAAUAUUUGUGGGUUGACUUUUGGGAAAGACCCGAUGACUUUGUCACCGGAUCUACCCGAUAACCCGUUUGCAUCCGCUUUCGACUCCGCUACCGAAUCUACCCUUCAAAGGCUACUAUACCCGGGGUUUUUAUGGAGGUUAAAAAAGACAUUUCAAGUAGGAGCUGAAAAGAGAUUACAGAAGAGUUUACAAGUUGUAGAAGAGUACAUGUCAAGUGCACUUAACGCAAGAAAAGAAAACCCUUCUGAUGAUUUAUUAUCAAGGUUUAUAAACAAGAAAGAUCAAAACGGCAAUGCAUUUGCUGAUGAUGUAUUAAAACGCAUCGCUUUGAAUUUCGUCCUAGCUGGACGUGACACGUCAUCAGUUGCUCUUAGUUGGUUUUUUUGGUUAGUAAUGAACCACCCCGAAAUUGAAGCAAAAAUCGUUGAUGAAAUAUCAACGGUUCUAAAACAGACACGUGGCGAUGAUCCAGCUAAGUGGGUAAGGGACCCACUUGAGUUUGAUGAAGCUGAUAAACUUGUUUAUCUUAAAGCAGCAUUAGCUGAGACUUUACGAUUAUACCCUUCUGUACCAGAAGAUUUUAAGUACGUCGUAAACGACGACGUUUUGCCAGAUGGGACUUUUGUUCCUGCGGGGUCCACAGUGACGUACUCAAUUUAUUCUGUAGGAAGGAUGAAAACUGUGUGGGGUGAAGAUUGCAUGGAAUUUAGACCUGAAAGGUGGUUAAGCGGAUCUGGGUCUGAAUCUGAGUCUGGAGGCGGGUAUAGAUUUGACCCGCCGAAAGAUGGGUAUAAAUUUGUUGCAUUUAAUGCGGGCCCUAGGACUUGUUUGGGGAAAGAUUUGGCUUACUUGCAGAUGAAGUCAGUGGCUUCAGCUGUGUUGCUUCGUUACAGGCUACUGGCGGUUCCCGGUCACCGGGUUGAACAAAAGAUGUCGUUGACUUUGUUUAUGAAGAAUGGACUUAAGGUUUUUGUGGAGCCUAGAGAGCUUAAUGGUGGUGUUGCUGCAUGUGCAUGAGAAAGAUUGGUUCGGGGUAUUUUCGUCUUUUCAAGUGUUUAAAGAAAUUGAAAGAAGUUUAAUUUGUUAAACUCAUAAAACUAUAUAUGCAUUUUGGUUUUUGUUUUUAUUUCAAUUUAUAUACGUGUAUGUUUUAUAGUUUACUACAAAUGCUUUCAUUUGUGAUAUUGUUGUUUCGUUCAUUCUUCUAAUACAAAAAUGUGCUUGAUAUGA